Molecule: messenger RNA, 1348 nt
Organism: Malus domestica (apple)
Lineage: Eukaryota; Viridiplantae; Streptophyta; Magnoliopsida; Rosales; Rosaceae
Product: salicylic acid-binding protein 2-like
Biological process (GO): jasmonic acid metabolic process; salicylic acid metabolic process
Molecular function (GO): methyl indole-3-acetate esterase activity; methyl salicylate esterase activity; methyl jasmonate esterase activity
Source: RefSeq, a predicted model, not a curated record
UUACCAGAUUUCUAAUUACAUUCUUACGCAGAAAAUUUCACUAUUGUAAUUUAUUUUACUACCGCAUAUAGACUCACCCUCUUUACUCUUUAACAAAGACGAUUAUUUCGGUCCGGACACCUGGGCAUGGUUCUUGGUCUGAUCGGAUCGGAUACACAAUUUCAAUUUCAGAAUUGACUAUUCUAUACUUCUUGUCAUCAAAUUAAUUUCUGAAUUAUGACCAUCUAUACCAAGAUAAUGCAUUGGACGUAUUCUCUUAAUUAUCUGCACAUCGAGCUAGUAUUUUAGGAGAUUAGUUGUAGAGUGGUAGUUCAUAGCCAACAGAGGAAAUGGCAGGAUCCAACGGAGAACGGAAGGCGCAUUUUGUUCUAGUACACGGCGCGGGUCAUGGGGCUUGGUGCUGGUACAAGAUCAAACCCAAGCUCGAGUCCGGUGGUCACAGGGUCACGGUGCUUAACCUCGCAGCAUCGGGCAUCAACAUGAAGGCCAUACAAGAUGUUCACUCACUUACUGAGUACGCUGAGCCCUUGUUAGAGUUAAUAGAAUCGCUCGCUCCAAACGAAAAGGUGAUACUCGUAGGACAUAGUCUUGGAGGCAUGAACUUGUCCCUUGCCAUGGAAAAGUUCCCACGGAAAAUCUCUGCUGCUGUUUUCUUGACUGCGUUUCUGCCCGACACAACUCACCAGCCGUCUUAUAUUAUGGAUCAGUUCAUGGAAAAGAAACCGGCAGACUCAUGGUUGGAUACUCGGUUUGAGAAAUUUGGAAGCCCCGAACAACCCUUGACAUCGAUUUUCUUUGGUCCCAAGUACCUACAAGAGGUUCUCUACCAACUUAGCCCGAUCGAGGAUUUGGAACUUGCCAAGAGCUUAGUAAGGAAGAGUUCGUUCUUUCGUGAAGAAGUGGCUAAGAUGAAGAAAUUCUCGAAUGAGGGAUACGGUUCGGUUACACGAGUUUAUGUGGUUUGUGACAAAGAUUUGAUAAUAACCGAGGAAUUUCAACGAUGGAUGAUUGCAAACAGCGGGGUUAAAAAUGUGGUCGAGAUUAAGGGUGCUGAUCAUAUGCCGAUGUUUUCAAAGCCACAAGAACUAUCCAAUUCUCUUAUGGAGAUUGCCCAGAAGUAUGCUUGAAAUGUCAGUGAGCAACAUUUUAGGCCAGUUGUAAGGAGAAUAGUUUUGGUCACCAUGAGUGUAAUGUUACCACUCCACUUCAACGUGCGUACUGCGUGUUACUCUGAAUUUGCUCAGAGUUUUUACUUGGCCUUUGUAUUUGGAAUUUACAUCAGUUCUAAAAACCUUUAAAACGAAAAAGUUGUGUUGUUGCUAUGCAAUGAUGCUUCAUGAUUCUGAAA